Mus caroli (Ryukyu mouse) is the source of this 2618-nucleotide messenger RNA. It is a transcript of the gene Pla2g3, whose product is annotated as phospholipase A2 group III. NCBI's taxonomy places the organism in Eukaryota, Metazoa, Chordata, Mammalia, Rodentia, Muridae. Gene Ontology annotation, molecular function: A2-type glycerophospholipase activity. The record is from RefSeq and is a predicted model, not a curated record. Gene Ontology annotation, biological process: arachidonate secretion; phospholipid metabolic process.
AUUCAUUGGCCCUGACACCCAGGGGCUGCUGGGCAUCGCUUCUGAGGGAGCCUCAGCAGCUGCCUCAGGGGCAGCCAAAGGCAGGCAUCCAGGGGCUUUGUCUGACCAGGCUGGGCUAGAGUAGAAUGGGGGUUCUGGGGGUACUUCUAGGAGUGCUGGCUUUCCUAGGGGGCUCCCAUACCCGUCACUGGGACAGUACCUCCUGCCAUUUGGUCCGGCCCAUCCCUGGUAACCCUCUGGGCUCCCUGAGCUUCUUGGGCAAAGAUGCCCAAGGCCUGGCAUUAUUCCAGGCCUUCUGGGAUACACACCACAGACUGCAGGUUUGUGUCAGGCAGGAUGAAUCUGAACUUAUCACAGCGUUCAGGGCCCUCUGUGCUCAUGAGCCUUUGCAGCACUCCUUCAUCCAAACCCCUGGACCUGUGCUGCAGAGAGCACUGGCCACUCUGCAGAACCAGUGGGAGGCUUGUCAAAGGUCUCAGGAUAGUCCUACAGGAGCCAGGGAGAAGCGAGCAACAGAGCAGAGUGGAGCACCUGACAGAGAGCACCGUCGAAGGAGGAGAGGCUGGACCAUUCCUGGCACGCUGUGGUGCGGUGUUGGGAACUCUGCUGAGAAUGCCUCAGAACUGGGUAUGUUCCACGGCCCUGACCUCUGCUGCCGGGAACACGAUCAGUGCCCACAAACCAUUUCGCCCUUGCAGUAUAACUAUGGCAUCCGAAAUUUCCGCUUCCACACCAUCUCUCACUGUGACUGUGACGCCAGGUUUCAACAGUGCCUGAGGAGCCAGGGUGACUCCAUCUCCGACAUCAUGGGCGUGGCCUUCUUCAACGUGCUGGAGAUCCCCUGCUUUGUGCUGAAGGAACAGGAGGCCUGUGUGGCUUGGAACUGGUGGGGCGGGUGCAGGGCAUACGGCUCCGCGCCCCUUGCUCAGCUUCGGCCCAGGACUUACUAUAAUGCCUCCUGGAAGGCUGAGGCCACCUCAUGUUCUCCAAGCCCCCAAAGCCCAGCGCCCAGCAAACACCCCCAGAAGAGGGGCCCACAGCAGACACAAGCCAGACAUCACAGCACAACUACCGCUACAGCUUUCCAGACCCUGUCGUCUCCUCCAGACCUGAUCCCCAGAGGCCAGCCAGGAGCUCCACAUCCCUGCCUCCAGGAUGGCCCAAAACAUCAAAGUGCCCACCGUAUCUGUCGAAGCCUCCGCCACCUGGACCAGUGUGAGCACCAGAUCAAGCCCCAGGAAACCAAGUUCCACCUGCUCAACAGUGCCCAGACGCCCCUUUUCCACUGUGAUUGCACCCGCCGUCUGGCACGUUUCCUGAGGCUCCACAGCCCGCCUGCAGGCACCAACAAAGUUUGGGAGCUCCUAGGUACCACCUGCUUCAAGCUGGCCCCCCAACUUGACUGUGCUGAGGGCAAAGGCUGUUCCAGAGACCACAGGGCCAUCAAGGUGUCAGCUCGGCACUUGCAGAGGCUUCACAAGAGCCGACUCCAUUUCAGGAAUAAAGGCACAGGUGGGCCUCCUCUGGCACAGCCUGUGGAGCCCCCAGGGACCACCAUGUCAUUCUACAGCCAGUGUCUGCAAGUAACCCAGGCAAUCUGGGGACCCAGGGGUCAGAAGAAACUCUGGAGCUCAUAAUGACAGUAACAGCAGCUUGGGCACCAGCCUGGACCUCCUUCCUGGUGUUGCUAUAUUCUGAGAGACUUGGUUGGUCUCUUCUUUGAGGAACAACAUGGCUCUGAUGAACUGCAGGGGGGUUGAUGGAAGGAACCUCAAGGUCCAAAUGUUGGACCGCAUCUCCCGCUGUACUUGGUGACCUUGAACUGGUGACACAGCCCCUCUGUGCCUGGAUGUGGUGUUCAGAGGCUAUUCUGAUGCCUUGGGCUUAGACCUUGUCAGGUAACUUCAUACACAGAUAGAAAAGGGGAGUGGCUGAUUCCAGGAAUCCAGGAGGUAUGGGAAGCAGGUACUUGAGUGUCCCUGUUGCUAGACCUGCCUCUCUGAGCCCCAGCACUUUACAGUGAGACCUAAAGCCGCAGGUGGGAAACCAAGGAUACAAGAGAAAUGCCUGUACCUGAAUCCAGGGUAAGGAGGGUGUUCCCACAGUCUUCGCAGGAGACCCCUUCUUUAAAUAGUUUCUGGGUCCUUCCUGGCCUGAACUAAUCUUUCUGUUCUAACUCUAAAUUGAAAUCUUUUCUGUGCCCAUGAGGAGUUAGGGUAAGGGACCUCCCUCCUCCACAUGGGCCUUAGUGCCCUCCUCUGAAAGAGAGGGUAGAGGUGGGGUGUCAUUGUUGUUUGUCUGUCUGAGUCAGGGUUUCACUGUAACCCAGGCUAGCUUCCGCUAUGUAUAGGAGGAUAACCUUGAACUUCUGGUCCACUUUCCUCUACCUCCAAAAUGCUGGAAUUGCAGGCGCAUGACGUCACACCAAGUUUUAGGUGAUACUGGGGAGGGAAACCAGGGUGUCAACCCUUCCAGCCUGGUUGAAGCAUGCUACCAACUAAAUCAUACCCCCAGCUUGAAAAGGGGACCCGUAACCGUGAACUACCUCACAGGGGUGCUGAGGAGUAAAUGAAUUAAUCAACACACAUACCACCCAGUAAACAUUCUUCUCUAACACA